AUGAUUCCUUCGAUCAGCUCCACCCAGUUUCUGCUCCUCUACCUCAUCCUCCUCUUCGUCCCCUCUCCGACCGUUGCCUUCACGUGGCAAGUUUGCAGCACAAGUGCCGGCAACUAUACUGCCAACAGCACGUAUGAGUCCAACCUCAACCUCCUCCUCUCCUCCCUCGUCUCCAACGGUUCCGCUCCUGGCUUCUUCACCGACACCGUCGGACAAAUACCCAACCAAGUUCAAGGCCUCGUCCUUUGUCGUGGCGAUACUAACCUCACCACGUGCGGUUCCUGCCUUAGCAACGUCACGGUGCAGAUCCUCCGGCUCUGUGCCGACAACAAGGAUGCCGUGGUUUGGGUUUAA
Musa acuminata subsp. malaccensis (wild Malaysian banana) is the source of this 354-nucleotide messenger RNA. The record is from RefSeq and is a predicted model, not a curated record. Lineage: Eukaryota; Viridiplantae; Streptophyta; Magnoliopsida; Zingiberales; Musaceae.